AUGUCAGAAACAAACCGUCUUUUCAAGUUCAGCUUGCCGUUCCACGUGAACCACCACGUGUUGCGGUCACAGACAAUGUACGUCUCCGGGGUGUUGUAUGCGUUGGGUCUCUGGUUGAUGAUCGACGCCUCGAUCUUCAGCCGGAAUCGGAACGCAUCGGUGGUGCACGUCACGUUUGUGGACUGGAUCCCGUUCAUUUGCUCGACGCUCGGGAUGGUGGUGGUGAACUCGUUGGACAAGGUGCAGUUGGUGAGCGCCAGCACGGGUGGGUUUGACACGGGGGCCAUCAGCCUGCAAUGGCAGGCCCGGAUUGUGUUGUUCAUCGGGUUCAGCCUUUUGGCGGUUGGUUUCAACGGAAGCUUUUUGAUCUUGGUGCUCAAGUUCCUCAUCAAGGGCUACACGGAGAACCCGACGAUCCGGAUGGGCACGGAGAACGUCGGCGCCAACGUCAGCGUUAUGCUCAGCUGCACGAUUCUGUGGAUCGUGUCCACGCUUGAGGAGGACAACUCCUUGUCCCUAUGA
Messenger RNA from Pichia membranifaciens NRRL Y-2026, 522 nucleotides. RefSeq lists its product as hypothetical. Gene Ontology annotation, biological process: late endosome to vacuole transport via multivesicular body sorting pathway; protein targeting to vacuole. The transcript has a single exon. NCBI's taxonomy places the organism in Eukaryota, Fungi, Ascomycota, Pichiomycetes, Pichiales, Pichiaceae. Gene Ontology annotation, cellular component: Vps55/Vps68 complex; fungal-type vacuole membrane. The record is from RefSeq and is a predicted model, not a curated record. The coding region runs from base 1 to 522 and encodes 173 amino acids.